Pelobates fuscus (common spadefoot toad) is the source of this 3433-nucleotide messenger RNA. It is a transcript of the gene EHF, whose product is annotated as ETS homologous factor. Bases 123 to 1007 code for a protein of 294 amino acids. The record is from RefSeq and is a predicted model, not a curated record. Gene Ontology annotation, biological process: cell differentiation; regulation of transcription by RNA polymerase II. NCBI's taxonomy places the organism in Eukaryota, Metazoa, Chordata, Amphibia, Anura, Pelobatidae. The transcript is spliced from 9 exons. Gene Ontology annotation, molecular function: sequence-specific DNA binding; DNA-binding transcription factor activity, RNA polymerase II-specific. Gene Ontology annotation, cellular component: nucleus.
AUCAUGUAGUCACUGAGUGUGUCUGUGUAUGCGUGUUGCUAUUUUGCAAGUGUUUGUAAUUCUCCUGUAAGCCGAGUAUUCCAUUCCUGAAGGACUCAGUAUAUAACCACCUGAACCAGAUCAUGAUUUUACAGGGAAGCAGUACUAUGAAUAUUAACCUUACUGCCAACCCACACCAACCUGCCUGGACCAGUCCCUAUAUGGCGUGUGAUGGAUUCUACGGAAGUCAGUGGCAUGAGAUUCCACCUCAGUACUGGACCAAGUUCCAUGUAUGGGAAUGGCUUCAGCAACUCAUGGACAGCAACCAGUUGGACGCAAGCUGCAUCCCCUUCCAAGAGUUUGACAUCACCGGGGAACGUCUGUGCAGCAUGACUCUACAAGACUUCACCCAGGCAGCGGGCUCAGCUGGACACAUCUUAUACAGCAACGUACAGAAUAUCAAGUGGCAUGGUCAGUAUGGAAACCAGAUGCUCCAGUCGCUCAAUGUUGUUAUAAAGGCAGAGCAUACAGAACCUCUUGCAGUUACUCCUUGGAAAGAAGACGGUUAUUCAUACGAUAACAGCUACGAUGAAAUGUAUGAGAGUAAAGCGUUUGGUCGAAAUCAGUUGCCGGUGGCUUCACGGUCACCAAAUCCCUAUACAGUGGGUUAUACAGAACCUGACGUAAAGAAAUCACACGAACAUCAUCAGAAAAGCAGCUCCAAGAAGCACAAUCCCCGAGGGACACACCUAUGGGAAUUUAUACGGGACAUUCUGCUGACACCAGAGAAGAACCCUGGUUUAAUUAAAUGGGAAGAUCGUUCGCAGGGGGUGUUCCGGUUCCUGAAAUCGGAAGCUGUCGCUCAACUCUGGGGAAAGAAAAAAAACAACAGCAGUAUGACGUAUGAGAAAUUAAGUCGCGCUAUGAGGUACUAUUACAAGAGAGAAAUACUGGAACGGGUGGACGGACGGAGAUUGGUAUACAAGUUUGGAAAAAACGCUCGCGGUUGGAAGGAGAAUGACAGCUGAAAUCUUAGAACACUGUGAAACAAAGACAAUGUAUUGUUAUUUAUCUAUCAAAAAUGACAAAAAAAAAACCACAAAAACAAUGAGGACAUCAACAUUAAGGAAAACAUUCAGACUUUGCGUCUUCUGAAGCUAUUUUUCUGUUGAUUUCUUUUGGAAGAGACGCACCCAGUUUUCUGUGAAAUGUGGCAUUAAAGGAGGUAUAUGUACUUUAACAUUUUGCAAUGUGCUUGUGAUUCUAAGCUCAUAAUAAUGGAUCAUGGAAGGAGAGAAUUAUUUAUAAAGGAUGUUAUAAAGCAGGAAUAUCUUCUGCACACCUGUUGGUUUUAUAAACAGUGACAGGUGACAUAUUGUGUGCAUAUAAACAACCUAUUAUAAGGUCCUCAAAAACACUAGCACACAGGUUUUAUGUUAUUAACUCAUGCAGUGCAAAAAUAUUUUACUAUCUACUGACCCUAGCCAGUGGCCUCUUAUAUUUGAAUGGUGGUCUUAUGAAAAAGAGCUUACAGCACCACCAUAAACACUGAGGCCAGUAAGGGGUACUGCGACUAAAAGGUGCCAUUGAAGUCGUAUUAACUAUUAAAUCAAGUUUUCUUGGUGAUUGUAGAAAAGUGUUAGAAAAUGCAGAUUUUUUUUCAUAGUAAGGGAUAUAAAGUAAUUAUUUUUUUUGCAAUAAGUGAUCAGUAAGGGAUAUGUUAUAAAGCACACACUAUAUACAUAAAAUAUGUAAAUAAAAAUAUUUUGUAACAAAUGUGAACUUUUAGGGAAUUUUUGAAACUGUGUCCAGCAGCCAUUGAGGGUGUCAGGGCGGACUUCUGAAUUGUAUGUGUCUGAGCCAGGAGGAUCUCAGAUGGUGGUGAGAUAGGAACUGAUUUAGAAUUUUCCGAUUUGGUGAAUUUUGUUUCCGAGCGUUGCUAUUUUUGGCCUUAAAGUUCGACUCGUGUAAUUUCACCGCAGCUCACUGUUUAGUGGAUAACUCCUUGUUAGUGACAGAAAAGCAGGCCCGCCACAGAUUUCAGGAUUUCUUUGCUCAGUUGCUGUUUUUGGAUGUUUCAGAGUCAAUGCUUCUACUUGGAAUUCCGGUUGUUUAUAUGAGAUCACCUGGCUCAUUAAGUUUUGUUUUCCUACUGGAAUAGUCUGACUGCCAAACGUCUACUAAACUGUAUACUGCAUUACACGGGCUGUUUGUUAUAUGGUAGUUUCAAGUAUAGAAUUAUAUAGUGAUAUAAGGUGAAAAAUGUGUCUUUCAAGUUCAGCGUUUCAUCCAUCUCUGUUACUGCUGUUCAUCCAAAAGUAGGAAAAACCCCACUUUAAAAUUAUUUUCCAAUUUGCCACAAGAUGGGUAAAUUCCUUCCUAAUUACUCCAUAAUGGCAGUCUGGUUGAACAAACUGUUACCCCACUUAUAAACUAUCAUAUCUUUGGGUGUUCUAUUUUUCCAAAGAAAUAAUCCAGACAUUUACAAUAAUUACAGAAUCUGAUAAAACAACCAUUUAGACAGAGAAUUACACACCUCAUUGUUCUCACUGUAAAAAACAUUUUUGUCUGCUCUACGUGAAAUCUUCUCUCUUUAAGUCUAAAUGGGUGACCUCUUGUUCUUUUGUCUAUUAUUCACUUCUUCCCUAAAACAGACAUGUAUGUUAUAAACAUAUAAAAGUGUCGCCAAGAUUAAAUAAAUGUCACUGCCACAAUACUACCAUCUGUGUACCUUCUAAAUGUUAUUAGUACAAAUUCAAAAAUAGUUCACAACAGAACAAACAAAUUAAAAUCUAAUAUUUAAAGAAUUGACUUCAUACUAUGUAUAAAAUAAAACAUAGACGUGAUGCAGCCAGCUUUUGGUGUUUUCUGUACAGUGAACAUAAUACAACGUCUAAAUUUCUUAUCCUAAAUGUUGGCGUGAACAUGUUGAUUAGAUAAUCUCCACCCCAAUAUCCUGUCCUCCUGGCCUGAUUAAUGAUAUGAUUGACUAGCAUUACAAAAUAUUAUGCAAUCCUGCUAGUUUAGCAAUCAACACACGCCUUGGAGGCCUUGCAUUUUUCUUAGUCAUUAGCCAAAGGUAUAAUUCUUCAUUAUUCACCUGUGAAUCAUAAUUAACCAUAGGCCCACUCAUCGGAGUUUAGUAAAUAAAUUCCACUAGAAGAGGGAGGAAAUGCAAAAACACAUACAUAGUAAAAUGUAAUUCAUAACGUUCGCACUACUGGUAUUAAAAAAAAGCCAUAGUCAAAUUCAAACGUCAUGGGAUAUCAUAACCUAAAAUAAGAUGAAGUUACAAUACUGAAGUCAAGUAUAUAAAGGAUUUUACUUUUUUUUUUUAAAAAAACACACGGUGGAGUGUGCUGUCAGCGCCUUUCAACAUCGCCAUUUGUGGUAGUCAAAGAUGGCCAUAAAAAAUUUGAAAAAAUUUCUCAUCUCAUUGCUGGAUGUAAAAACA